AUGCAGUCUCUACAAUCAUUUGCUUUCAUUUUAAUAUUUGUAGCUGUUGCAUUUGAUGUUUGUAAAUCUGAUGAUUGUAGUAAUCCCUUGAAGAUUAUUACUGUCAGCCAAUCAGGCAAAGCAGAUUUCAAAACAAUUCAAAGUGCCAUUGAUUCUGUCCCUGCAGGAAACUCUCAAUGGAUUCAUAUCCAAAUAUCCUCCGGUGUUUACAAAGAGCAAGUCUUAAUUCCCAUCAACAAGCCAUGCAUUUAUCUUGAAGGAGAUGGAAGCCACUCCACAAGUAUAGAAUGGGGUUCUCAUGAGAAUGCCACCUUCAUAUCAAAAGCAGAUAAUACAGCUGCAAAGGGCAUAACUUUUACGAAUACACUCAACAGCCCAGUAUUAUUAGAGGCCACUAACAUCACACAAGCAAGAGCUGCUAAAAUCCAUGCAGAUAAAUGUGCUUUCUAUAGCUGCAGUUUUCUAGGAGUGCAAGAUACCCUAAAUGAUGACUACGGUCGCCAUUACUACAAUAAUUGUUUCAUCCAAGGUGCAGUCGAUUUCAUAUAUGGGCAAGGUCAAUCACUCUUUGAGGAAAGUACAAUAUACUUUUCGACGGGAAAAUCGGGUGUAAAAAAGAAUGGAGUUAUUGCAGCACAAUAUAGAGAUUCACCAAAUGAUCCAAGUGGGUUUGUGUUUAAUAAAUGUAACAUAACUGGGACAGGAGGAAAGUUUCUACUUGGAAGGGCUAUGGACGCUUAUGCAAGAGUGAUCGUAGCAAAUUCUUACAUAUCAGAUGGUGUUAAACCUGAGGGUUGGAGUCAGACAACAUAUGUUGGGCAUGAAUCAAACCUUACUUUUGUGGAGGAGGGAUGCAAAGGACCUGGUGCAGACAAAUCAAAACGCGUGAAAUGGAUGAAGAGUUUGAGUCGACCUGAACUUGAUAAAUUCUUGAAUAUCUCUUUUAUUGAUGAUGGUGUUGCACCUCGUCGCCAAGCUGAUAUAGUUUAUAAUACUUUGGAGGAUCUUGCUCAUAUGGAGGCUGAGCAAGUUCCGGUUGAUAUUGAGGAUAUACAUGAGGUGCCUGCUGGAGUUGACCAAGUUCAUGUUGCUAUGGAGGAGGUACCUGUAAACACUGAGCAAGUUCUUAUUGUUGAUGAAGAGGUAUAUGUUGCGGCUGAGCAGGUUCUUAUUAUCGAUGAGGAUGCUACUCAUACAGAUAUAGAGGCCACGGCUCGUGCUUCUAAGGAGGAAUAUGUUCACAUAGAUGGAGCCUUCCAAGGAGGACCUAGUGGAUGA
This is a messenger RNA of Vicia villosa (hairy vetch), 1278 nucleotides long. RefSeq names its product probable pectinesterase 55. Lineage: Eukaryota; Viridiplantae; Streptophyta; Magnoliopsida; Fabales; Fabaceae. Gene Ontology annotation, molecular function: pectinesterase activity. The record is from RefSeq and is a predicted model, not a curated record. Bases 1 to 1278 code for a protein of 425 amino acids. Gene Ontology annotation, biological process: cell wall modification. The transcript is spliced from 7 exons.